GCUCAGGCGGCUAAGCCGUGUCUCUGGCGUGGCCCGUAAGCGCUGAGUUGAACGCUGGUGGGCGGGGCCUCUGGCUGCUGUCCUCGCCACUUUACCUCUGUGUGGAGGACCCGGGGGAAAGCUGACGCCGCCGAGCCAGUCAGCAUGCAGCUUGCACACUAGCCCUGCGUGUAGGGACGACGCAGGCCGCCUGCGAGCGCCCGUCUAGUUUCCGGUCCCGUGGGCCCCGCCCCUCAUCACUAUGUACGACCGUGCUCCCCGCUGGCUGGGCUGUGCCAACCGGGGCAGCACCGAGGAGCACGUGGGGCCUGGGACCUACCAGGUACCUUUUCCUAAGCAGCAGGCCACAGGUUGCUAUGCACCAUUUCUUUCUCUGAGUUCCAAAACAAGUGCUUAUGUUGUCUCCUCUGACGCUGGCCAAGCUGUUCCAGGUCCAGCACACUACAACGUAUCACAAGCACAGUAUAAAAUAAAAGGAGGCCGUAGUCUGCAAAACCGAGAGAAGCGAUUUAAGAAACUUAUUUCGGAUGGUCCAGGACCUGCGAGCUACAAUUGGCCUUCUCUUGGGACAUUAUGUAUCAUAACCAGACAGAAAACUCCUAGAACUCCUGCAGUUUCCAGAAACAUUGAUAUUCCUUCAAUCCCCUCUUCCGGAAAGUCACAUGGGUAUCAUCUCAAUGACGACGACACUAUUAUGAGACGCACCCCACCUCCUAGUGACAACACAAUAGGUCCAGCGUACUACAAUCCUCAGUUUGAUUAUCCUAAAGCAUCUUUGAAAUAUAAAGGCGUAAAUUUUGGCAAUAGUACAGGAAGACAAGAAUUUCUCAAGUAUUCAGGUCCUGGUCCUGGACAGUACGAUAUCAUCCAGAAAAGGAAACUACAUUGUGAAAAUAUUAACAUCAAGAGAGAUCAAGAGCAUAAUUAUUAUACAUAUGUCCCACGGCUAUAUGAAGCGAUAAUAUUGCAGGAGGAAAAAAGGGGUGUACCAGGACCUGGAAAGUACAACAUUAAAAGUGAAUUUGACACGAUAAAAUCCAUGUCAGCACUUGUGAAUUCUUCAUCUUUUAUUUUCUUUUCUGAAACAGAGAGAUUCGAACCUAUCAAAUCAUCCACCCCAGCUCCUGGUACAUACAAUGAAAUACGAACUGCUUUCAAGUGCCCAAAGAAAAGACUAGGAUUGUCUUUGCCAUUUGACCAGAGCGCUGCUCGAUUCACAGAUUCCAAGGCACAGAAGCUACCAGGUCCUGGCUUUUAUGAUAUCUCAACCAACAUUGUAAAAGCCCAGGUUAAAAAACCCUGCUUGAAGAAACAAUCGAAAACUGGAUUUGGCUCUUCUGUGCCUCGAACUUUGUUCACAGCUCAGAAAAAAGCUUUCCGUGGCCCUGGGCCUAGUGAUUAUCAGGUUCGAGGAACUCAUGAUGAAUUACCUAACUUGAACAAAUCUGUUGCUUUCUUGUCGAGAGCAGAAAAAACUCAACCAGUACGAAAAAUGCGUCUUCCAGCUCCUGGCCGCUAUGAUGUUCAGAAAUCGUAUGACAUGUCCCAAGUUAAACAUAAGUACAUGCCACCUCGUACUUCAGUGGCUAAAAAAAGGCAUUCCUCUUUCCUGAGCGCAGCUCCUCGGUGCCUGGGGAAAAUCGCUGACGGGCCAGGACCUGCAACAUACAGUCCUGUUUUAAUGAAGUCUGGUGCCAUAAUCUCAUUCGUUAAAGGACCAAAGCGUUUUCAAGAGUUUCAUGACGAGUUUUCUCCGGGCCCUACGACAUAUGAGCUCAGUCCAUUUUUAAGACAUUCUCUCCUGAAGAGAACAUACAAUGUCACUCUACCGUGUUCAUCCUCUCCUAAUAGAGAAAAUACCGGUUGUCCAUCACAAAAAGCCACCCAAAAAUCUCAAAGAGAGAAAUCACAGUAUUUUAACUGAGAUGUACUUCCAUUGUGGUGACAUCCUACAUCAGCAGCUCAAAGGACAGUAUCCAUUCUAACCUCUACAAAGAGGAAAGUCUGUUGUUGUAGCAAAUUUAAUUCUAUUUUUCUAUCAAAUUUCUCCAUUACAGAAGAUAUAUAAAUAAAUAAAUAAUAUAUAUAUAUUCAUAUUCUCCAUUGCAUUCUUUGUAAACACAUAUUUUUGAUGCCUCCAUAUGAAAUGUGGGCUUAAAUAAAGAUGUCCAAUGAAAGCUUAUCUUUUUUAAUUUUAGAAUCUGUCUCUCACCAGAGAGUGCAUUGAUGCUCUGAACAUAAACCAUGUAAACGUAAAGCAAGUUCUGUUAUUUUGUGGAUGUGCUACACUCCUGGCUAAUUUUCUUAUGCUCUGUUUCUCUAAAAAUCAAAAAGUAUAAAAUGAAAAGAAUCACAAAAGUAUUCUCUAUGCCUCACUUUAUGUUUAUUUUAUGGGCAAGUAGGAGAACAAGGGAAAGUAAUUAAAUUGUCAAAAACCCUUUUCCAUGGCCUGUUGUUUGGGAAAAUGGCUAUUCAUUUAUUUUUCUGUAGCAGAAGUAUAUGAAAAUCUGUAUGGGUUAGGUUUUGGCAAUUCUGCACACAUUACAACAUGUGCUUCUAUGAUGAUAAUUAUUAUCUUUGAUUCCUAGUACUUGAUCGAUAUUUCUGACAUAGUUGAUCUGGUGGUAAUGAAUUUUCUAAAUUUAAAUUUAUUUGCAAAAGUGUUUUUGACUUCCAUUUUGAAGGCUGGUUCUGCUGAGUGCUGUUCAUCACCUGGGCUGGUUGGAUCUCAGGCAACUUGAUGCUCACUUGUGGGCUUUCUGUUGAGAACUAUGCUGGAAGUCUAGUGUAAAUUUCCUAGUGUGUGGCUUGACACAGGGCUCUUCAUGUUUCUAAUUCUAUCUUCUCUUAUAAUUUUGAGUACAGCAGGCAUCACUGAUCAUCCAUUUGCCAUAAGUCUACUUGGCUUUUUCCUUUGAGUUGCUUGUGUAUAGAGAGAUAUCUGUAUCUCCAGAACAUCCUAAAAUCUCUAGGCUUAAGGAAUUUUUAAUUCCUGUUUCCUUAACCUUCUGAAAUUACGGUAAUGGGAAAAUUAAAUUAAUGGCAUUCC
Messenger RNA from Mus caroli (Ryukyu mouse), 3049 nucleotides. It is a transcript of the gene Stpg2, whose product is annotated as sperm tail PG-rich repeat containing 2. The record is from RefSeq and is a predicted model, not a curated record. Lineage: Eukaryota; Metazoa; Chordata; Mammalia; Rodentia; Muridae.